Molecule: messenger RNA, 2274 nt
Organism: Trypanosoma theileri
Lineage: Eukaryota; Euglenozoa; Kinetoplastea; Trypanosomatida; Trypanosomatidae
Product: putative ubiquitin hydrolase
Exons: 1
Coding region: 1-2274 (757 amino acids)
Biological process (GO): protein deubiquitination
Cellular component (GO): nucleus; cytosol
Molecular function (GO): cysteine-type endopeptidase activity; cysteine-type deubiquitinase activity
Source: RefSeq, a predicted model, not a curated record
AUGUCUUGUAGUUGUAUUGAACACGUAGAAGUGAAACAUGUGCGUUCCGUAAUUGCGAAGGUAUGGUUUGGAUCUACUGCUUCACCAGGCGAUUCAUCUCUGUUUCGUUGUGUACUCUGUGAGGAGCGUCAACAGUUUUCAUCGUCCAAAAAAACUACUUUCCCGCUUUUACGUAGUCGUCAUAAAACAAAAACGGGAGCUGAAUCCAGUGGUGAAAUGUCUGGAGACGAUGUUUUUCUAUGCCUUACUUGUGGUUCUUUCUUUUGCCUCGAUCACACAAAGGGUCACUAUGAAAAUGAAAGAAAAAAGUGUACGGAUAGCAUUGACAAUAAUGGGCGAAACCAUUCUGUUUUUUUCGGAGUCCCCAGUUGUGAGUAUACAAACUGCAAGCGACACCCUGGGGGAAAGAUAAAAUCCAUAUUUCCUACUUUUGGAGAGCAAAGAAUAAAAGAAUUACGUGAGGGGAAACCUUUUGAUUUGGAGAGGGAACGAGCUAUUGUUCCUUUAAUAUCAAAUGAUUCGCCGAAUGAUUGGAUCUUUUUUAUUUGGUGUGUAUGUAUCGGUAAACCAUUUGGGUUUCGAAUAUCUAAUAACACAGAAUCUGAUAGACUCCUUGAGCACGUAAAAGAAUUGGGUUUUUUAAUUGCAAAAUGUUGUUUUCUUUACCAAAAAGGUAUUCGUUUGGACUUUUCUGUAGAUGAAUCUGGAUCAAAUCGACUUUCAAAGGAAUCAGAGGAUAGCUCUUCGCAAACACGCUCUGGUGGGGAUUCUCAAUCUGUACAUGGAAAGACAACAGAUGGAGAAUCACAAACAGUAUCUAACCCUUCUAUAAAGGGGUCUUCUCUUAAAGUGCGGAACACAAAAAUAGAUCCAAAAUGUUCUGUAUAUUCACGUGUAGCAGGUAUUAAAAACCCAUUAAAUACUUGUUACUUUAACGCCGUUCUUCAGUGUGUCCUUAAAUGCCAAUUUUUUACACGUCGUUUACUCUCUAUUGAAGAAUCAUCAUUACCUGGUCCACUUAGCCGUAGUUUGUGUAAUAUGAUGCGUUAUAUGAAUGGAGAGGGUGAAGGAGAUACGUAUCCACGAGAUGUUUAUCCCUAUGCACAAGCAGUGUUACGGUCUUUAUGUGAUAUUUCUCCUAUAUUUUCAAAAGAUGAACAGCAAGACUGUCAAGAGCUCUUUUUAUGUUUGGCAAAUGGAGUGGCAGAUGAAUUUGAUGAGGGUAAAUCUGAAGAGCAAAAAAAGAAAGAACCACGUAUAUCCUUUGAGGGGGUUAUGCGAACAGAGGUGACUUGUAAACAGUGCAAGAAACACAUCCCUCGUGAGGAAAUGUUUAUGGCUUUAUCAGUCCCUGUUGAAGAUUCCAUUGAGAGCGGUCUACGUAGACUUUUUCAACCAGUGGAAUUAAAAGGAAAAGACCAAUACGCAUGUGAGGAAUGUUUUAAAAGACUUUCUAAAGAUGAACAAAUGUCACAUAAUGCUACUGUUAAAGCAGAAAAUGAUAAAAAGGCGAAGGAGAAAUCAAAGAAAAAAACAACAUCAGAAGAGAAACGUAGUCUCAACUGUGUCUAUUCAGAUGCACGUGUGGAAACAUGUAUUAGCCGUCUGGGCGGCACAAUGGUUCUUCAUUUGCUGCGCUUUCAUUUUGAUGGUCGAGAUUUUCAAAAGAUAACACGAAAUGUCUCAUUUCGAAUGUCGCUUGAUCUCUCACCUUAUGUUUCUAAACAAGUUCUUCAAGAGUAUGAACGGCGGCGUGCUCUUUCUGUUCUUCAGGCACGUUUCUCACAUCUGCGCUAUGAUGUUCUUGUUCAUUUUCUUGAUUGUGCAAACAAUGAUCUCGCUGAAGCUGAGCGUCUGCUCGCAGACGAAGAGAAAAAAGGACAUAUCAAUACCGGAGACUAUAGUCUCUCAGAUGUUCAGGACUCUACAGACACUACAAAACUUAAUUCAGUGGAUAAUAACAAGAAUACUUCUGUAAAUGGUGAUGGUGACUAUAAUACGAGUCUUACUGGAAGCAAAAUGUCAGGUUCAAAUCAUGAGGAUGUACCGUGCAGUCCAAAAAAGAAAAGAGAAUAUCAACCUUCAUUGGAGAGAAGUCUUGUAGGUAUUGUGACACACCGAGGAUCAUUACAUGGUGGACAUUAUGUUGCAUAUGUGCGGGAUGUUGGUAAUUCAAAUAAGUGGUUUCGCUGUGAUGAUGAUGAAGUGGAGAUUGUAGAAGAAGAACAAGUCUUGAAAUGUCAAUCAGAGGUGUAUAUGUUGUUUUACGAGUAA